Symbiodinium natans is the source of this 2090-nucleotide messenger RNA. The record is from the annotation of a GenBank genome assembly. NCBI's taxonomy places the organism in Eukaryota, Dinophyceae, Suessiales, Symbiodiniaceae.
AUGGCUGACUCCGAGUUGGAGAGUGCACUGGCGAAGGAAGGCUUGGCAGCAGAGGUCAUCAAAGUGGCCACGGGGCUGGACAGCCUCGGCUUUCAAACACGUCAGAUUUUGUCUCGGUUGCAGAUAGCCCAAAUCAAAGCAGCGUGGGCGGGCAUGCAAGCAUCCAGUUCCUCUAGUGCUCUACCGGCCCCAGUCAACGCAGAUCCUACUUUGGAGACAUGGGUAGAGAGUUUUGCUCCCAAAAUUGCAUCCACGAAGCUGUCCGACAUGAAGCGCCAAUUCCUUGCAAAUUACCCAAGUGAGGUCUUGAAUCCAUCUACUCUACCCUCUUUGAGGCUGAUUUCCCUCGCAGCCCAUCAAGAGGCACGUUCGGAGUAUAAAUGGAUAGCUUGGAAACAUCGCAUGACGGAAGAGAAAGCUUCGGAGUUGUUGAUUGCCCGACCCCACAAACAGCCCAAGCUCGAAAUGCUGGGUCUUUCCAGCUUGCUCCUUGAUGAUCCGCCUACAAUCGAAGUGACCGAUGCCAAUAUGGGGAUCAGUGGUAUCCAGCGGAUCUUGGCAGUGCAUGACGUUGCGUUAGCCAUGGUUGGCUCAGCUCACCUUGCCCGCCUCAAAGCCUAUAGCUGCAAGUUUGUCCAGCUUGUGUCCCAGCGUUUCGACCCAGCAUCAGGACUGCGUGCACCGACAAUCCUAGAAGCGCAACAGGCAGAUUGUCGGAUUUGGCAGAGCAUCCAUUCUUUAGUCAGUGAGAAAGCUUGGAGCUUGAAUGACGCGUUGCAUGAGUUCACUGAAAUCAGAGGUGAGCUUAGCACCUUGCUGCAGGCUCGUCCGAAAGCCUUGUUCAUCCCCCGCGGCCCUGAUCUCAAAGGCAAGGGCAAGCAGGUUGGUCAAUGGAAAGGCCUAGGCAAGGGCCGGGGCAAGGAAAAGGGCGGUAAGCCCAAGGGCGCUCCAGGGAGACACAUCACCUUCGUGAAAGAGAUCCAAGUGGGAUCUGAGAAGAAAGGGCUGUGUGUCCAGUGGCAGAUUGGCCGCUGCACAAGGGGAGGCUCCUGCCCCUUUGUUCAUGCAUGUGCAUACCCCAAGCAGGAUGGAUCAGCGUGCGGGAGCAAGUCGCACACAGCCUCUCAGCAUGAGCAGACGCCUCACUGUGCAAAUCGUGUUGCUGGGUAUGAUAUCCAGCCGGCAGCUCGGCCAGCCGAGCCUGUAAAUGUGAUUCCGAAAUCGGUCUCCUUGUUGGAGACAAACGCUGGGCCUGUGUCGUCGCCAGCACUGCAAUGUCCUCAGGGCAACAUCCCGCAUUGCUUUCAGCCUCUUGGCCUCCACGCGUGCUUCCUGCCAGGUGAGACUUGGAAUGCCUUGUGUGUCAGCAGGAACAUCUUGACGUCCCCGCACAAGGACACAGCAAAUUUGCCGGGGUCAUCAAACUUGACAGUGGGUAUAGGUUCGUACUCGGAUGGAGGUGUUGUGGGGUAUUGUGCGGCAUCCCCUUGCUGCUCGGAAUACUCCCGCCUGAAACUCUUUGGAGGUGCUAUGUCCUGGGAUGAAUCGUGCGUUCAAGGCUGGUUGCACUGUGGGUCCACAGCCCUCAUUGUCCUCCCGGCCUGUGCAUUUGGGGAGAACUGGGCAAAAACUUGGUUGUUUGCAUCGAGCUUUCAAGCCCUGUCCGUGAUGGGCCAGACGUGUCAACACGGACGCAAUGCACAUGAGUCCGUGCAGGGACGUGAGAGUGAUGGCUCGUUCAAAAGUCGUAAGACGGCUAAGUACCCUCAAUGCCUGGCUGAAGAAUUCGCGUUGCACAUCAGGUCGCCACUCUUGUGGGGAUUGGAGUACCCCAUUGUGCCAGGUGUGGCGACAGAUGCAAAUACAUGGAAGGAUGUAUCACUUUCCAUCCACAUGCAGAAUUGGCGCUCGGCCUCAGUUGAUUUGUCCGUGACUCAAGCCUUGCUUCAGGAGGAACUUGAUCAGGGCUUCUGUUUCAAGUUUGAUGGCGACAUUGAGGAGUCCGAGCAGGGUCUCCUAGGUUUCGCUUUUGCAGAUUCUUUGUACUUCUAUCGCGUGGCCCCAUUCGGGGCGGUCUUUGCGCAGCAUUG